Molecule: messenger RNA, 1127 nt
Organism: Cercospora beticola
Lineage: Eukaryota; Fungi; Ascomycota; Dothideomycetes; Mycosphaerellales; Mycosphaerellaceae
Cellular component (GO): cytosol
Molecular function (GO): oxidoreductase activity
Source: RefSeq, a predicted model, not a curated record
CUGUUAAACCCGUGCAGACAAGCUACAAAGGAAUCACCAGAAGUGACACUUUGGGAUCAGAGAACGAAAUCGAGCUCAGUGAGUAUUUGCGAGUACGUCGAGGUACUCUCCGCAGACGCAAUGGCUCCAACUUACCCAUCAUUCACCUCAACCUAUCACCACGACCAAUACCCAGCAAUCGAUCCCACCCAACCCGCUCUCGACUGCUCAGACAAAAUCGUCAUCAUCACCGGUGGCGGUCGAGGCAUAGGUCAAGCAAUCGCAAUAGGUUUCGCCCGCGCCCAUGCCAAAGGCAUAGUUCUCCUCGGCCGCACUCAAGCCUCACUGGAAGAAUCCGCCAACAAAAUCAAAACCAUUUCGCCCUCAACCGACGUCCUUCUCACUGUAGCAGACAUCCAACAACCCGAUCAAGUCCAAUCAGCCUUCAGCACCGCCAUAGCGCACUUCAACACCGUCCCCGACAUCCUAAUAAACAACGCCGGAGCCCUCCUGGGCUCCGGAACCAUCAUCGACGUCGAAAUCGAAGACAUCUGGUCCAGUUUCGAAAUCAACACUCGAGGAACCCUCAUCGUCUCCCAAGCCUUCCUUCGUGCAAAUCGAUCUCAGACUCCAGACGCAAAUCGCACAAUCAUCAACGUCUCCUCUGGUUCCGCUCAUAUACCAUAUGCGCCUGGGGCAGCAGCAUAUAGCUGUGCCAAAAACGCAGCAGCGCGGAUAAUGGAGUUCUUACAUCAUGAGAAUCCAGAAUGGAAAGUUUUUAAUAUUCAACCGGGAGUUGUGGCGACGGAUAUGGCGAAGCAGGCUGCGAGGAAGGCGCUUGAUAGUCCUGAGCUUUCGGCGGGAUUGGCGGUGUGGCUGGCUGUGAGUCCUGAGGCGAGGUGGUUUAAUGGGAAGUUUGUGUGGGCGAAUUGGGAUGUUGGGGAGUUGUUGGAGCGGAAGGAGGAGAUUGUGGAGAGGCAUUUGUUGUCGUUUACGCUUAAGGGGUGGGCGGAUGAUGUUAGCACUGACAGUUUGAUCGAGAUUGCGAGGGGUGUGACGAGGAAUGCUGAGCGAGAGUAGAUGGUAGGAGCCAGGUGCCAGAGGGCACUCGUGUCUCUUAUGACUCUGUGCAGUGAUGCGAGAAAGUC